Drosophila elegans is the source of this 889-nucleotide messenger RNA. RefSeq names its product protein obstructor-E-like. Gene Ontology annotation, molecular function: chitin binding. NCBI's taxonomy places the organism in Eukaryota, Metazoa, Arthropoda, Insecta, Diptera, Drosophilidae. The transcript is spliced from 4 exons. The coding region runs from base 24 to 842 and encodes 272 amino acids. The record is from RefSeq and is a predicted model, not a curated record. Gene Ontology annotation, cellular component: extracellular region.
GCGAUAGUAAGCGGAGGAAACUGAUGCCAAAAAUGAUGCACCACCUGACCCUUUUGGCCCUGGCUGCCCUGAUCGCAAGUUGUUGGGCUGCGAAUGGUGAGGUCAAUAUCUGCUCCAAUGUGGUCAGCAAUCUCUUUCUGCCACACGUGAGCAACUGCAGCAAGUACUAUCUGUGCAUGAGUGAGGUGGCUGUGCCCCGGGAAUGUCCGGCGGACUACUACUUCGAUGCCCGUGACCAGCAGUGUGUGCCCGUGAUGGAGGCCAGAUGCGUGCCUUCCUGCAAGGCCCGCGGCCUCGAGUCCUUCUGCUACGAUCGCACCUGCACCAAGUACGUGCUCUGCUUCGACGGUACUCCCGUGAUCCAACAGUGCUCCGAUGGACUGCAGUACAAUGCCCAGACCGAUCGCUGCGACUAUCCGCAGUAUGUGGACUGCGCGGACAAUCUGUGCAUCCGGCAGAACAACCCCGAUGACAUCGUCUACAUCGCCAGCAAGGCGAAGUGUGACAAGUACUUCGUGUGCAUGAAUGGUCUGCCCAUGGUCCAAAACUGCACCAGUGGUCUCCAGUACAAUCCAACCACCCAGAGUUGCGACUUCCCAUCCAGGGUCAACUGCACGGUGGAGAACCUACAGAGGAAUAUCCUGCCCUUCGCCCGAGCUCCUCCACGCACCGCCGACAUCAAGUGUCCCUCGGAGGGCGUCCACUUUGUGGCCCACCAGACGCGACAGGAUGUGUACUACUACUGCCUGAAUGGACGCGGAGUAACCCUGGAUUGCACUCCUGGCCUGGUGUUCGAUGCCAAGCGCGGGGAGUGCCGCGAACCACAAUUCGUGGGAGUCUAGCGAGUCUAGUCUUUUUGAAUAAAGAUCCACUGUUGCUCAAAUCAAAA